Molecule: messenger RNA, 1179 nt
Organism: Megalobrama amblycephala (Wuchang bream)
Lineage: Eukaryota; Metazoa; Chordata; Actinopteri; Cypriniformes; Xenocyprididae
Product: WAP four-disulfide core domain protein 3-like
Exons: 7
Coding region: 224-1075 (283 amino acids)
Biological process (GO): innate immune response; antibacterial humoral response
Cellular component (GO): extracellular region
Molecular function (GO): peptidase inhibitor activity
Source: RefSeq, a predicted model, not a curated record
UGAACGCAGCAUCUCUAAAUCAAACACACAUGAAAAGUUAAUCAAGGUCUUCAAGAUUAGGCUGCUAGAAAGCUACAGGCAGACGAGUUGCAUCGGGGUAUGAGCUGCGCCAGAUCUCCUUGGAUCUUUAAAAGCGUUUUCAAAAAGCGCUUUAAAACUCUUGUGACCCUCUAAUUCAGCGCAUUUUCCAGCAGAGUCCGUUGUGAGAUCGCUGGUCGAGAGGAUGACUGCUCGACUGUGCUGCUCGAUGAUUGUUUUAUUGUGUUCCUCUGUAUGCAGGAGCGUAAGAGUCCCCGAAGAACGAGUCAGAGAAAUCGAACCCGUUGAAUUGGUUCCACCGUUACCAGCAAAGCCAGGAGUGUGUCCUAAAAACUACCUUGAAGUAGCAACGUCUAGAACGUGUAGAGAGUCAUGUGCCCAUGACAGUGACUGUCCGAACACUGAGAAAUGCUGCAGCAAUGGAUGUGGACAGCAGUGUAUGCCUCCAUAUACAGGAAAGCCAGGAGUGUGUCCAAGCAAAAAACAUGGAGAAGUGGGAUUGUGUGUCGAGAUGUGUUCUGAUGAUAGUGGCUGUCCGAAUGAUGAGAAAUGCUGCAGCAAUGGAUGUGGACAUCAGUGCAUGCCUCCAUAUAAAGAGCAACCAAAGCCAGGAGUGUGUCCAAGCAAAACCCUGGGACAAAAAGUGUGUGCAGAGUCAUGUGUGAAGGACGGUGACUGUCCGAAUGAUGAGAAAUGCUGCAGCAAUGGAUGUGGUCAUCAGUGUAUGCCUCCAUAUAAAGCAAAGCCAGGAGUGUGUCGAAGCAAAAUCCUUGAACGAGGAGUGUGUGCUGAGAUGUGUGUUGAUGACAGUGACUGUCUGAACGAUGAGAAAUGCUGCAGCAAUGGAUGUGGACAUCAGUGUAUGCCUCCGUAUACAGAGAAACCAAAGCCCGGAGUGUGUCCAAACAAACUUGGAGUAGGAGCGUGUGUGGAGUCGUGUUCCUAUGACAGCGACUGUCUGAAAGAUGAGAAAUGCUGCAGAAAUGGAUGUGGUGGACAUCAGUGUACAGCUCCAUAUACAGGUAUGUUAUACUGAUGCAUGGGUCAGCUUUUUUCCCCAUUACAGUGAAUGAGACAUUCAGUGAUCAGGGGUCUCCUUUAUAAAGCGUGCGUACGCACAAAACGGGGAUGGAAACGUGC